Tachysurus vachellii is the source of this 3907-nucleotide messenger RNA. RefSeq names its product potassium inwardly rectifying channel subfamily J member 2a (gene kcnj2a). Gene Ontology annotation, molecular function: inward rectifier potassium channel activity. The transcript has 2 exons. Gene Ontology annotation, cellular component: plasma membrane. Lineage: Eukaryota; Metazoa; Chordata; Actinopteri; Siluriformes; Bagridae. Gene Ontology annotation, biological process: regulation of monoatomic ion transmembrane transport; potassium ion import across plasma membrane. The record is from RefSeq and is a predicted model, not a curated record. The coding region runs from base 438 to 1721 and encodes 427 amino acids.
GCGCGUGUUAGGAUUCGGCUGAACACGUGGGUGUGUUUAGUUUAUUUUAUAGUAACAUAAUCCACGUUUUGUACACAGAUGCAGCAGACAUCAAUGGGGAAAAGCUACACGUCUAUUUGGAUUUACCGUGUAGAAUGAUUUUUGUUUUGUCUGUUUAACUACAAAUGACCAUCAGAACACUUUCUUGAUGAGAACGAAGUAACAGAUGACAGCAGAGUGAUCAGCCAGCACACACUAGGCUCUGCAGACCUUUCUGUCAAUCAAAAGGUCUAACUGGAGCAGAGUGACGCCUGUUGCGUCCCUCUCUAAACAGUCCCCACCAUUUUCUUCUUGUGUUGGUCUCCGUGAGCGUUUCAAAACUGUUUCUCCAACGCUUCUUCCAGAAACUCAGACUGUUUUCCAAAGCAGAAGCAGCACAGCCCUCCCAGACAGAGGUGAUGGGAAGUGUGCGGGCUAACCGCUACAGCAUUGUGUCAUCAGAGGAGGACGGGAUGAAGCUGGCCACUAUGGCGGUGCACAACGGCUAUGGGAACGGAAAGAGUAAGGUGCACACUCGGCAUCAGCCCCAGAGCAGGUUUGUCAAGAAGGAUGGACACUGCAAUGUACAGUUCAUCAAUGUCAGUGAGAAGGGUCAGCGUUAUUUGGCUGAUAUUUUUACUACUUGUGUGGACAUUCGCUGGCGCUGGAUGAUCGUCAUCUUCUGCUUGGCAUUCCUGCUGUCGUGGCUGUUCUUCGGAUGUAUCUUCUGGCUGGUGGCAAUCUUUCAUGGAGACCUGGAAGGCAACAGUCCAAAAUGUGUAUCGAAUGUGAGCAGCUUUACUGCAGCAUUUCUUUUCUCCAUCGAGACACAAACCACCAUUGGCUAUGGCUAUCGCUAUGUGACCGACGAGUGUCCCAUUGCUGUCUUCAUGGUGGUCUUUCAGAGCAUCGUGGGCUGCAUCAUUGAUGCUUUCAUAAUCGGGGCAGUCAUGGCCAAAAUGGCCAAGCCUAAAAAGCGAAACGAGACACUGGUGUUCAGUCACAAUGCUACCGUGGCCAUGAGAGACAGCAAGCUGUGUCUAAUGUGGAGGGUUGGCAACUUACGCAAGAGCCAUCUGGUAGAGGCUCAUGUUCGGGCUCAGCUCCUUAGAUCUCGUACUACAGCAGAGGGGGAAUACAUCCCGCUGGACCAAAUAGACAUUGAUGUGGGCUUUGAUAGUGGCAUUGACCGUAUCUUUUUGGUUUCGCCAAUAACCAUUGUCCACGAGAUUGACGAGGACAGCCCUUUUUAUGACAUGAGCAAGCAGGAGCUAGACAGUUCAGAGUUUGAGAUUGUGGUGAUCUUAGAAGGCAUGGUGGAAGCAACAGCCAUGACAACUCAGUGCCGUAGCUCAUAUCUGGCCAGUGAGGUCCUCUGGGGACACCGCUUCGAGCCAGUCUUGUUUGAGGAGAAGAACUACUACAAAGUGGACUAUUCACGCUUUCACAAGACCUACGAGGUGCCCAGCACCCCGCUGUGUAGUGCCAGGGACCUUGCAGAGAAAAAAUACAUCCUUUCCAAUUCCAAUUCCUUCUGUUACGAGAAUGAGGUGGUGCUUCCAAACAAAGAGGAGAAGGAGGAAGAAGAUGGGGGUGGACUGGUGCCCACGAGCACACAUACUGACACUGGCUCAGACUCUGACCACAAUCAAGCCAGUGUUCCCCUAGAGUCACGGCCGCUGAGGCGAGAAUCCGAAAUAUGACUGGAUAGGCUUCCUGUGAUAAGACCAGUAAUUGCCUGUUGGGCAAAUAGGCACAUCGCGCUGAACUCGGGUCCUGGAGGGAUGCAGACUUAAGCUGACGGUACAGCUUCAAGGAGGAGUUAAGAGAUGAACUGAUUAAGAGUGUUCAUGAUGAAUAUAUCCAGUUUAUAAAGAGGCAUUGCACUGAAAAUUAGUGCACAUAAAGGGGUGGGUGGGUUUAUCCAGUUAUGCAACACUACCUUUUAGACCAUUGCUCUUCGAUGGCACACAGUGGAGAGGAUGUAACUGCUAUGUAAAACUUGAAAAUAUCGGGCAUGUCUUCCUGCGCAUUUGUCCAGAGGCGGCAGAUUGAUACGAAUAGGCUAAAAAAAAGUGUUUUAGUAAAGCGUGAAUGAAAACAACUCUUACUGACGAUAACGUGUGCAUGUUUACCUUUAAUUUAUGCCUUGUAUUACAUACCCAAGCAUCGCUGAUGUAGAAAAUCUUUACUUGCCAGAUAGGGCAGUAAUCUAACGAAAGCUUUACACCUGUUCAGUACAGACAGAUGUAAGUAUAGAUAAAUUCCUCUGUUUAUAGGGACCUAUCAUGUUGUAUAAAUAUACAGAAGUCUAAUUUUUAACAUAAAAACGAUAAACAUUGGUUAAUCUAUUAUUUAACGUGUUACCAUUUGUACCACCUGUCCUGUUAUUAGCAUGAUCUCAAAGGCCUCGGUUGGUGUCCGAGGUAUCCUUGAAACGGUCCUGUUGGGGACUUCUGAUUUAGGGGUGUGUGUAUGUGUGAGACCUGUAGCCACAAUACAAACAGUUUACUUGCUAUUAAUGUAACGAGUAGUUUGCUCUGCAUGGGUCAUUUGGGCUUAAUUGCAGGCUUGGCAGCAGGUUUAGGAGCUGGGGGAAAUGCAAGGAACAUGCCUGUUUACAGUGGUAAUUCCCACAAGGUCAGACCGGUGUCAAAACCAGACAAAGCAGUCAUCCCAUCCACUGGGGAAGAGAGGGUGAGAAUGCGCUAAUGAAUGUUUUUCCAUACAUGCUGCUAUGUUGCAACUUAUAAUAGGGUUCUGGAGAAGACUGAAAUAUUUUAGAGUAUUCUAACCAAGGCAUCAAAUUAUUUUAAAGAUAUUAGACAUGGGUCUACAGGACAAAAAAAUAUUUUGGUGGGAUUUUGGUUUUGUUUGUUUUUCAGUACACAUGCUUGUUUUAUCAGAUAUUUUUUUUCAUAUUCAAAGCCAAAUGUUUUUUUAAAGAGCGAUAUCACAGAGAUCAUGAGAAAAAAGAAGGCUACAGGGUAGUCUCUUGAGAAGUCUUUAUCCCCUAAACAGUGUUAUAUAUUAUAUUAUAUUAUACUAUAUGAUAUUAUAUUAUUAUUAGUUCUGCCUAAGUGUUCCAAGGUUGCUAGAAAUGUGUAGAUUUGCAUACAAGCAACUCGUAUGAAUUAAAAAUAUAUUUUUUUACGACAAAACCUAAAUGUUCAAUGUGUAAAACUGCACUGUAUUGUAUGGCCUUGAGAUUUAAGGUAGCUAAUCUUUGUAGAAUUGGAUAUGAAACAGCACUGUUCUGGUUCUUACCCCUCCGAUUUUUUGGUAUUUUUUAUUUUUUUUUUAAAUUUCAUGACGUUCGAGAGCACUAAGGUCUAUCUUUACCUGACAAACUACAGUUCAACCCGAACGGCUCAUUUUCCACAUGCGCCAAGUGGUUGAAACCUGUACGACUGAGUAAUUAGACCAUGAUCAAUUCACCAGCACUGAGCUCAGGACGGAACAUAACCUGAGCUGUCACGUUAUCAGCCGAAAUCAUGCUAAUGAAACCAGCCUCUCUAUAUGUCAGGAAGUUUUAAUUGUAGAGCAAAUGUUCUCCAAUGCUCUCUAAAUGGAGAUAAUAAUAUUCAGAUCAACAAAUGAUUGCUUUAUUUUAAGUGUUGCAUUCAAAAAGCAUACAAAUUAACAUGUGGUAUCUGCUUUUGUGUUUGCUUUGCGCUAGGUGUUUUUUUUUUUUUUUUGUUUUUUUUUUCCCCAUUUGAUUUCUGUGCAUUUAUCUGAAAAACCAACACUAGGUUAUUAGCCACAAUCUAUAAACCUGAAGAAUGCUGACCUAUCAAACUGAAAAGCCCUCCUCAAUGACCGAUGGCCUCGUGCAUUUUAUUGAUGGUUUGUAAAUAUGCCAGUACUUUUUUGCAGUCUUUUUUUUUUU